AUGUCAGCUUCAAUAGCAAAUCUAACUCAGUUAAAAGAAUUCUUCACUGUUUACAACACCUUGACAGAAAGGUGCUUCAACUCUUGUGUACGAGAAUUCAAUCAUCAUCAUCUUGUUGAAUCGGAAACCGAUUGUGUAUGGCGAUGUAUUGAUAAGCUAAUGCUUGUAAACCAGCGGUUGAUGUUUAUUUUUGCUGAAGUUGCACCAAAUACGAUUUUCAAGCAAAAUAAGGAUUCAGAUUUGCCCAAUUUACCUGAUAGUUCUACUAGUACUUUGGCUGACGUCAUGAAUAUAAUUUCGGAACAUGGUUUUCGGCGUGAUGGUAGGAAACCGGAUCAGAUCAGAAAUAUCAAUUAUAAACUAGGCGUGUAUUCUCAAGCAGAUGGGUCUGCAUACCUUGAAGUGGGGAGCACUAAGGUGUUGUGUGCCGUUUAUGGACCACAUGAAUGCCGUCAUCACGGUCGUAUGAAUGAGGAUAAGUGUUUGAUAAGUUGUCAGUACAGCAUGGCGACGUUCUCCACUAACGAUCGGAAAGAUAGGCCGCGAGGCGACAGGAAAGCUAUUGAAUUUGCACGGCUAAUGGAAAAUGCGUUUGAAUCUGCAAUUUUAACUGAAAAUUACCCUCGUUCCCAAAUUGACAUAUUCUGUGAGCUGCUUCAGGCUGAUGGAAGCCACUUGGCAGCGUGUGUGAAUGCAGCAACUUUAGCUUUAGUUGACGCUGGAAUUCCGAUGCGUGGUUUAGUGGUUGCAGCAUCUACCGCUUGCGAUGUUGGAGGAGUGCCUUGUGUCGAUGUCAAUAGUCGUGAGGAAACACGAGUUGCACCACGGUUGACAAUAGCAACUAUAUCUGGCAAAAACGAAAUUGUGCUUACUGAGCUUCAGAAUCGUCUACAUCGGGAUCAUUUUCUUACUCUUCUGCGAGCUGCGCGUGACGCGACGUCAUUGGUGCAUGCUUGUCUUGAGACAGCGGUUUCUACUCACGUCUCACAAGCACUUGGGGUGUCGCCACUGGUUGAAUAG
Molecule: messenger RNA, 1020 nt
Organism: Enterobius vermicularis (human pinworm)
Lineage: Eukaryota; Metazoa; Nematoda; Chromadorea; Rhabditida; Oxyuridae
Source: the annotation of a GenBank genome assembly